Molecule: messenger RNA, 1246 nt
Organism: Leptonychotes weddellii (Weddell seal)
Lineage: Eukaryota; Metazoa; Chordata; Mammalia; Carnivora; Phocidae
Source: RefSeq, a predicted model, not a curated record
CCCUUACAUAUCAAGGUUUUCCUUGACUCAUUAGUUCCCCUUUGCGGUCCCUUGGUGACCUCCUCAUGUGUCCCACGCAAACAGAUCUAUCCUUGUGGUGCAGCAGGUUGAAAAAAGGAGCACAUCACAAGCCCGUGAUGCCAGUUUAGGAGUCUGCUUAAAGAAACCCUAAAAUGCCGGGAUAAAAGAGGCAUUGUACCAGUUUUUCUGAGAAAUUGGUGACACAGGUGGAGAUUUAAGAGGAAAUACAAGAAACCCGAGGGAGUCUGGAGCCCCCAUACUGUGGGCUUUGAACUAGAGGUGGAAAAUCUCGGUCUCGGGAGGCCAGAAACAGGGAGGGAGCUGAAUACCAACAACCUGAGAAUUGGACUGGUUAUCUAAGUAGCCGCAGUAAAUAUCAACUGGAACACGACGGUGGUGCAUCCAAGGAGUUUGUUGAAGAAAGCAGUGCGAGUAGUUUGGGGUCUUGGAGAUUUUAGUAGCAGAAAGGAAGAGAAAGGGGUUUAUGCUGGAAAUAUUGUAGAAGUAAGAGUAAGUUGUGGGGGUGGAGGACACGUACAGGGGAAGAUCCAAGAAUGAAGUGAAGAUUAUACCAAAUUUCUUUUUACUUGAGAGAUUGAGAAGUACAGGAAUCUGGGCAAAGGAUCCCGAAGGAAAAGUAGAAGUGUGGCGAGGCACGCUGGCCCGCAUGCGCUACAAGAGAACCAAGGCAGCUCUGACAAUUAUCAGAUAUUACCGGCAUUACAAAGUGAAAUCGUACAUUCAUGAGGUUGCCAGACGCUUCCACGGCAUCAAGACCAUGAAGGACUACGGCAAGCACGUGAAGUGGCCAACCCCACCUAAAGUUCUCCGCCGUUUCGAGGAGGCCGUACAGGCCAUUUUUAAUAGAUGGAGAGCAUCCCAGCUCAUCAAGAGCCUGCCCGCCUCCGACCUGCCCCAGGUCAGGGCCAAGGUUGCAGCCAUGGAAAUGCUGAAAGGUCAAAGGGCUGACCUUGGGCUCCAGAGAGCCUGGGAGGGCAACUAUCUUGCUUCGAAGCCAGACACACCUCAGACCUCAGGCACUUUUGUCCCCGUUGCAAACGAACUGAAGCGGAAGGACAAAUACAUGAACAUCCUCUUUUCCUGUCAUGUCCGUAAGAUCCAGAAACUUAUAAGUGGAUCUGGAGUUGAUCAGAUAAUCAAGAGUGGCUUUUGUGGGCCAGAAUCAGACAUAAAACAGUAUAUGAGCCACAAUGUCAAUUUGUGA